Ostrea edulis (European flat oyster) is the source of this 4138-nucleotide messenger RNA. RefSeq lists its product as uncharacterized. The transcript has 2 exons. The coding region runs from base 2605 to 3789 and encodes 394 amino acids. Lineage: Eukaryota; Metazoa; Mollusca; Bivalvia; Ostreida; Ostreidae. Gene Ontology annotation, molecular function: protein folding chaperone. The record is from RefSeq and is a predicted model, not a curated record. Gene Ontology annotation, biological process: protein refolding; response to heat.
UCGUGUUCCGUACAGCUGACUGUUCAUCAACUCCCAUCCCGCCAGCCAUUCUGUCAAACUCAUCUAGAAUCUUCUCUUGUUUACUUGGUAUAUAUCAUAUCUGAUCACCAACGACUUACUGUGUAGAAAGGGAGAGGAGUGUAGCACAUUGUUAGUGAGGUAAGACUUCGGCCUUUUUUCUUCCAUUAAAAUUACAAAUGUAAGAAGAUUUGAAUCCAUAUUCUUUUGAGUCAUUUUUCUACACUUCUAUCUCUAUUAUCUCUUGUCCUUUACAUGAUGGCGAUGACGGACGGCAUCAAUUGUAGAACGGUAUUUGUGCCCAGGUUAACCACUGGAAAAGUUUUGGUAAAUCAUGUUUGGUCUUUAGAAAUGGAUACAGUUAGUAUUUGAUAUCAUGUUGAUAAUGUGUUGAUAGGGCGCUACAAGUUUUGACGAGGCCUUUAACAUGAGCUUCUUAUUAGCUGAAUACCGUUACAUUAUCACCUAGCUCCAAUGCUGAAGGCGCAAGGAAAUGUUUCGUCCGUCGUAGUUGCAGACACGUGUCGAAAUCUUGACAUAUUGAUACAGGCCACUGCAGGGAAAUUACAACAAAAUCCUAUUAACUAAAAAUCAGAGCCCCCCCCCUUUUUUUUUAUGGUAGUGUAUUAUCGUCUGAAAACACCCAUUACGUAAUGUACGACUGCACUUGUAACUUUCGAUUCAGCGAUGUAUAGUGUUUCGUUAGGAACCACCGCCUGCUGUGUGUGAUGAUGUUACAUUUGUGCGCUGUAUGGCUGACCGCGGAGGAUGAUAGUAAUUGUCAGACAUCUGGUUACCGUCAAUGCGGUCGUUACUAGAUAAAAUAUAAGUCUGCUUCUCCUAAGAACCGCAUAUUUGACCUCAGUUGUCAUAAUAUUUACUUUCUACUGCACUUCUGCCACGAAAUGAAUAAGUCGAAUAUUAGAUUCACUCUUGGGAUUUUUGUUUAUUUCACUCCUACAUAAAUCUGCAUCACAUGCGUAAUAUUUCUCAUCAAGAUAGGUUGCAUUCCAAGAAUGCUUUCUCGUAUAAGUGCAAGAAUUUAAUGAUGUUGAAACACCCACCAUUGGGCUGAAAUCACCCCCACACCAGCAUAACAUGUACAUAGAUUUACUGCACUGAAAUAAACGUGUAUUGCAGAUUUAAACGUGUUGCCCAGAAUUGAGACAUGUUUUGUGGCCCCGAGUGUUGAGUGCUUGGCAUGAAAUAUGAAAUUUGUCAAACAUUUCGCUGUCCAAAUCUGACCAAGCGUGACGUUAACACCGUAUUACGUAGACGACAGGAAUGUGUUUUAAUGUUUAAUUAGUCAUUGUCGACAUAAACAGUAAGGAUGGUUUUUUCUCUCUCCAACUUACAAAUAGAAAUGUAAUUAUCUCUCUGUUCACCAGUUUGAAUUUCCCCCACUACAGUUUAAUUAAAUUAACAUUUAAUGAUCCGUCAAAAUUAAUUAAAUUUCCAGUUCAUGCCUUUUUAUUUCAGAGAGAGAGAGAGAAAGAGAGAGAGAGAGAGAGAGAUUUCAGUAUUCCGCGUGAGAAAUAAGAUAUUUCCGAUAGAUAAUGUAAAAGAUGCUGGAAAGAUAACGAAACUGUUUAAAACCGAAAAAACUAUUACAAUCCUUUUAUCUCACGCGUUCGCACGUGCAUCGCACAGCAAUAGGUUCAAGUCGGUGUAGUUGUAAAGAGUUAUUUUUAGGUAAUAUAACGAUUUCCAGCUAGACGGUGAUUCAAGAAAUAAACGUAUAUCAAACGAUAUCAGAGUUAUAAUUCUCGACGACCCUUCGACAAGCUGUGUAUUUCUUUUAAUACCUGGAACAGGUGUGAUUAAAGGUGAGUCAUCACCUGGCCAAAUUUACAGGUAAAUAUAUCUUUAUAAGCAAGGAAAACCCACCGAUAGUGGGGAGCGGGUCAUUAAUGUAUCCUGAGUGAUAAGUAAUGCUACGAUACAUAUUUCAUUCACCGUUGGUACAUAUGUAGUAUCUCUGUCUAUAUGCACGAGAAAACCAUCCAUCAUUCUACAAUUGGACUGUACUAAAGAAUGAUGGGGAUAAACCAUGAUUUUUAUGUAAAUGAAGAAAUUACUCUCACGAGAAAAUUUAUUAUUGCUGUUCUUUAACAACUUCUAUUCUGUUUAUUUUGCAAAGUUGAAUUUUCAAGCUUCGAGUUUUAUGUGUGAGAAAGUAUUUUAUCGUUUAACAGUUAAAACGUAAAAAUGGAGCCAGUGUUAAAUUAAAAAAUUCAGAGAAACAAACAUCAAUUGUGAAGUGAUUGAAUUACAGAAAAGGGGUAUAAUAGUGUUAAGUUUAACAUUGGUAGACUUUCCAUUGAAUCAAGGUACCGUGUCUGACCACAACAAUAAACAAUGUGAAUUAUGUGGAAAGCAAGAAAACCGUGAACUGGCCAUAGCGAAACCUGUAAUUAUUGUAUGUUUGUAGUCUGUUUAGCUCCGACCUUUCGUACGGCCGGCCGUCACACACGAUUAUAGUAGACCGAGGGAAACGGAGAGAGAAAUGAAUUAGAAAUAUCGAUUGCUGAAGCACAGGCAAAUAGAAUAUAACGUUGAAUAUUAGAAACAACAUUGUGAAUCAACAUGGCGCACAAACUGAAGGAGCCAGAAUGGGUGAGGUCCUUCAAAAUGGCACACAGGAUACCUAUUCAACAGGACGAUUUAAGUUUCGAGGAACGCCAGAGCAAAGUGUGGGAGGAUAUGGAAAAAGAUAUGGAGCGGCGGCGCAAAGAAUGGGAGAACGAGAUCGAGGAUAUGAGGGGCGGAUUCUUCAACCUCCGCCCCAACAGUAACGGAAAAAUCGAGGCCCUGACGGAUAAAUUAAGUGGCUCAGACGAUGCGAAGACCGUGAUAGAAAAAGAUCAGUUUGGACGACCGGUUUUCAGAGCUCGAUUUAAUGUCAGUGAAUAUAAACCGGAGGAAGUAAAUGUGAAAAUGGAUGCACAUAAACUCAUUGUCAACGCAAAGCACGAAGAAAAAGACGGCCAGCGAUCUGUUUCUCGUGAAUACAGUCGCGAAAUCAAUAUUCCAAAUGAAAUCGAUCCCAUGGCACUCCACUGUACUAUAUCGUCAGACGGUGUGCUCACAGCGGAAGCACUUAUGCCAGUGCCAAACUAUGCACCUAUAACGGACAACACUGGGACCCAAAGAAUAGUCCAGAAUGUCAGCUCGACGGUGUCCAGUACUCCACCCAGGGGUACGCCACCUAUUGGAGUUCAAGUCCAAAACCUACCCCCAACAACACAUACGUCCACGUUCACGACCUUCAUGUCGCCGAAGAGCGGUACAUCCCCACCACCUCAACCGCAAUAUCCCGGAGGAGGGACUGCGAAUGUCACUAACACGAAUAAUCUUCAGCGUACUUACUCCGCACCUCCAUCCCAAUCAUCAUCAAGCACAACUAAAUACGAAACCCGCAGCGGUUCGCAAUCUCCCGCUACCAUGGAUAGGGAUAAGAAAUAUCGCGUCGAGAUAGAUAUUGAAGAUUUCAAUCCAGAAGACCUAAACGUGAAAACGCUGGACAAGAAACUUGUGAUUAGUGCAAGAAAGGAAGAGAGGAUUGGGUCGAGGACCUCCACGAAGGAACUGAACCGUGAAUUCACCUUACCGGACACGGUGGACCCCAUGUCAAUAAAAGCAUUCUUCUCGGAUUCCGGAAAACUUCUGGUAGAAGCUCCGUACAUGAGAUCCAUCACUGUAGGCCAUUAUGGGGACGGGCGGGAAGGCAGUCCCCAUUUUGGGAUGGGUCCCCCCUUGGCCGGAAGAUAGAUUCUCGUUGAGCAUAUAAAUGCAAAUUAUGACGUUUUAACAGCAACAUUUUGACAAUAUAGCUGACAAUAUAUUGACUUCAUGGUCAUCAGGGCGAUACAGCUGGAAUGUAAUAUAUAUUUGACAGACGUGCAUGUUCAAAUCUCACUGUGUCAUUUUGCUUAGGAUACAUUGGUAUUUAUGAAAAUAUGGUGGCAAUAAACUAGUAUUCGCGAAUUUAAAGAAUAUAGUGUUGUAUCUUCGCCGCUUUUUAUAUACAUGUACCAAGCAAUUUAAUUUUAAGUGUAUUUGAUUUUUUCUCAAUUGUUAAUGUGUUUUUUUUUCUGUUUGAUAAACAUUGAUCAUUCUG